Molecule: messenger RNA, 4835 nt
Organism: Monopterus albus (swamp eel)
Lineage: Eukaryota; Metazoa; Chordata; Actinopteri; Synbranchiformes; Synbranchidae
Gene: bcar1
Product: BCAR1 scaffold protein, Cas family member
Exons: 8
Coding region: 571-3468 (965 amino acids)
Biological process (GO): cell surface receptor protein tyrosine kinase signaling pathway; cell migration
Cellular component (GO): focal adhesion; cytoplasm; plasma membrane
Molecular function (GO): protein binding
Source: RefSeq, a predicted model, not a curated record
UUAAAAUACAUUGGAAACUGGAGACAUUCUUUGUAGUGAGACGGUCCCUUUAAGGAUGGACUGGCUCAUCCCUGUGGACUGGAGCAGACAGCGGCGGUCGCCGUGCGCCCUCCCGUUCAUAACGGCACGGACCCGGAAACAUAACUGUGGAAGUCGCUUGACCGCUUGAAUUGUCGAUAGUAUUUUUACCUGCUUUUAGGUGAAACGUUUCUAAAGAGGGCUGUGAAGGAAUCCGCGAGCGAGGAGAGGAGCGGCAGACGGAGGAGCGAGGGCGGAGGACGAAGGAGCGACAGCCAGGUCUACUGGACACCCAGGCGUCCGCACAAUCCUGCUUCGGCUGCAGACACGUUUUCUCGCAUUCACGCUCCCAAUACAACGAAACACGGACUACUUUCUACAGCUGGGCUUUUGGCUUUCCUGCAGAGUUCACCAUGGCCUGGAUGAAGGAAGAGUGAAACUCAAGGAGCCGGAGGAAAUCCUCGUCCUUUUGGAAAAGUAACGCUAACAUCUGGAACGAAAGAGCGUGCGUGUUUAAAGCCAGGAGCCAGGGAGAGAGUUUGCACCAGCAAAAUGUCUGUCCCUAAUGUCUUGGCCAAGGCCUUGUAUGACAACGUUGCUGAGUCUUCAGACGAGCUGUCCUUCCGCAAGGGCGACAUCAUGACGGUGUUGGAGCGUGAUACGCAGGGAUUGGACGGCUGGUGGCUCUGCUCCCUACAUGGUCGCCAAGGCAUUGUCCCUGGCAACCGUCUUAAAAUCCUGGUUGGUAUGUACGACAGCAAGCAGCAGGCCACACCUUCGACACCAGAUUCAGCCACUGCCUGUCCUGCCUCCCAAGUGCAGCGACCCCUCCUUCCUCAGAGCACCUACAUCAAACCAACACCGGUUCCAUCAUCACCUGCCAUCACUACUUCCUCCUCUGGGUUUGCCAACAAACCCAUAACUUCAGCUCAGUACACGUCCAUGCACCCAUCCUACUCCAACCCCAGCCCUGCACAGCCCAACUCUGACUCUGUCUAUAUGAUGCCCCCCUCCCAUGGCCCCAAAUCAACCCCCCAAAGCCUGUACCAGGUUCCCUCUGGUCCAAGUGGUCCCCAUACCCAGGCCCAGCCAGGACCCCAUAACAAGGCUCCAGCUCUAGCCCAGAGACAGUACCAGCUCCCAGUGCAGGACAUCUACCAGGUGCCUCCCUCUGUAGGUCCAGUACAAGGCCAGGGAGCAGCUCCAGCUAGAGGUACAGGAGCUGGGCAGGAUGUGUACCAAGUGCCCCCCUCCCUGGAGAAGAGGAACUGGGAGAGCAGCAACAAACCCCCUGGCAAGGUGGUAGUUCCUACUCGGGUCGGACAGGUGUAUGUGUAUGACACCGUGAAAUCAGACAUGGACGAGUAUGACAUCCCCCCCAGACAUCAGCCUCCGACCCAGCAGGAUAUAUAUGACGUGCCGCCCACCCGCCAGCAGUAUAACACACAGGUGUAUGACACUCCUCCCAUGGUGGUGAAGGGGCCCUCUAGUGUUCAGGACAUAUACGACACCCCAACAAGCACAGAGAAGAACACACAGCAUAUGGUCUAUGACUUCCCCCCAUCUGUCAGUAAAGAUGUCCCUGAUGCUCAGCCAAUCAGAGAGGAGACCUAUGACGUCCCGCCCCACUUUGCCAAACUCAGACCUCAGGUCCCGAUCUCCCCUGGCCAGUACCUGGCCAACCUUAACGACGAUGACGAUGAGCCACCCAUUCCAGAGGAUGUGUACGACGUCCCACCCCCCAUCCUGGCUGACAAGCAUUAUCAUGGAGACAGGGGUGGAGUCAGCCAGGCCCCCCAGGAGGUCUACGACAUCCCAGCCAGCCUGCGGACCGGAGGUCACCCCACCCAGGAUGUCUAUGACUUCCCCCGGGAACGAGAGGAGAGAGGAGGAGAGAGGGGAGAGCACUAUGUCUACGAUGUCCCACCACAGGUCGGGCGUGAUGCCCAGUCCACCAGUGAAGAUCUGACCAUGUCCUUCAAGCGGCUGUCUGCCUCAAGCACAGGAAGCACACGGAGCAACCAUUCUGCUUCAUCCUUAGACAUGGUCCCUGUCCGAGACACCUCCUCUUCUUCCACACAUCCUACCCCUGGCUCCAUUUCAGGGAAACCCCUCAUCUUGGACCUGGAGCAGGCCAUGGAGCGUCUGUCUCGCCUCCAGCAAGCUGUCGAGUCUAGCGUUUCCCUCAUGAUGUCAUUCAUCACAGGUAACUGGAGAAGCCCUGCUCACCUGGAAGGUAACCUUCCGGCCAUUCAUCAGGCUGCCGACCGGGUCCGCACCACUGUCCGAGACUUUCUGGAAUUUGCCCGUGGGGCUGUCGCGAAUGCUGCCCAGGCCACGGACCGCUCACUGCAGACCAAACUUGGCCGUCAGGUGGGGAAGAUGGAGGAGGUCUUCCAAAGUUUGAUUCGACACAGUCAGAGCUUAGACGCCAUUUCCUGGUCGCACACAGCACUCUCUGCACCGUCACCAGGAGGGGAUGAUUUAGAUCGACUAAUCAUGACAGCGCGAGGCAUUCCGGAUGAUGCCAAACAGCUCGCCUCCUUUCUCCAUGGUAACGCCUCACUUCUUUUCAAACGCACCACCCGGCAGCAGCAACAGCUGCCACUUCCUCCAGUCCCAGGGGAGAUUAGCGGACACAUGACAGGAUCAGGAAGUGGGAGCUACCAGGGAGGGGAGAAGGUGAACAUUCAGUCACGGCCCCUCCCCUCUCCACCAAAGUUUACAGCUGCAGAGGAAGAGGAAGGUGUGGACAGGCCAUAUGAGACCACAGAGGAAGGCUGGAUGGAGGACUAUGACUAUGUCCACUUACAGGGAAAAGAAGAAUUUGAGAAGAACCAGAGACAGCUACUAGAGAAAGGCAAUAUCAUCCGACACAACAAGACACAACUGGAACAGCAGCAGAUUAAACAGUUUGAGCGGCUAGAGCAGGAAGUCAGCCAACCAAUCAACAACGACAUGACAGGCUGGGUCCCAUCCCCCCACCACCCUCUAGCCAACCAGCUGGCCCAGAACGGCUCUGGAGGCUCCUCCUCCUCCAAACUGUGUCACGGCGACCGGCAGCUCCUCCUCUUCUACCAGGAACAGUGCGAGCAAAACAUCACAACAGUGACCAACGCCAUUGACGCCUUCUUCACCGCCGUCAACUCCAAUCAGCCGCCCAAAAUCUUUGUGGCGCACAGCAAGUUUGUCAUCCUCAGUGCACACAAGCUGGUGUUCAUUGGCGACACACUGUCACGCCAGGUCAAGUCUCCUGAAGUGCGGGUGCGAGUGUCCCAGAGCAGCAACACCCUCUGUGAAAAACUCAAAGACAUUGUGAUUAGUACAAAGACAGCGGCACUUCAGUAUCCUUCCCCUGGAGCAGCCAGGGAAAUGACUGAGAGGGUGAGGGAGCUGGCAGGGUGUACGCAGCAGUUCAGGAUGGUGUUGGGACAGCUACUGGUGAUGUAGGUUUGUUGGGGGGUGGGGGGGACAAAAACAGUGAUAUGAGAUGUCCCAGGAACAAUGUGGAGUAAAUCCUCCUUCCUGUAUGAGCUUGCAGCACAGGUUAAGAGGACCUGUCACCCCCUGGAGCCCAGAGUGCUGCAGGAAACCCUGUACACCCUUCCAGUGUGAGGCUGGAGACCUUGUGUGCCUAAGCAGGUUGAGGCUUUCCAUCCCUUAAGCUCCUGACAUGUAGCAUUUGUGGCCCUGGAUCCUGGGAGUCUGGGAUGAGGAGGCUGAUCUCACAUUGGGUCUUUGCUCCCUCCUGACCUUGCCUUUCACUGGGACUAUCCCUCUGUCUCAUCCCUUCUUUCACUGGGCGCUUUUUAAUCUCGACAAACUAAUAGGAACAUUCUUCAGUGGGCUGGGCCAAUGGUUGUAAAAUAAUCAUUGUAAAUAUUUAAGUUACCUAUUUAGUCAGAAAACCAGAAAAAAGACCAAUGAAAUACCAAUAUAUAAAUAUAAUUAUAUGGCUCUUUUUUGAAGACAGAAAAUCUGAAAACACAAGUGUAGCUUUUAGACAAUAUCAAUAAUUGUUAUUACUAUUGCUAUACUGUAUAAUUAUGGCUCUGAUUCUUGAUCCUUGUAUCAUUACUGUUAUGGAUGUGUCAAUUCCAGAUGAUAUGUAUGACUGUGUGUUGUAGUGCCUCUAUGCUCCACUCCACCCUGACAAAGGCACACUUUCCAAAAAACACUGGAGCACUGCACACCCAGCUUUUAACUUCAUCUGGUGAGAAGCUAAUUGCAAUUGUUGUGAUUGAGCAGUGACUUAGCGCUUGUGAUUCAAUAAGUUGUUGACAUUGUUUUCAGUGCACACAACACUGCUGCUGAAAGAUGUCCUUAUAACUGUACCACUUCAGUACUGUAGUUAUUAAAAAUGAUCUCAGUGCCAUCUCAGUUUCUUUUUUGGAAACCUAUAGCUACAUUGCUUUGUAAGAGGCAUGUAUUAGAGACAAGGGGCUCAUUUUCCUGCAACAGGGUGUAUAAUCUCCAGGCAUGAGUGAAUAUGAGCUUGCUCAACAGUGUUUUGCAGUUUUGGUGAUCACAGGUGCAGAGCACCUUCAUGCACAGCCAGGCGUUACUGGGUGCAUUGUGUACGAGAGGGAGGAAUAAAUGGUGCCAGGUGGAGUCGAGUCUGGCUUUAGUUCUGUCCAGUCAAACCAGCUCCUCUCAUCCCCUUUAAAGAGCAGAACGGACACCUGAUUGACUGAUGUCAGGACAUGGAAACAUAUGUUUCUUUCCCUGUAUCAGUUCUGAUAGAUAAAUAACCUUUUUACUGCCUUUAACAGAAGGAACGUCCGACAGACCCCAGUUCUUGGUGGGCAGCCUUCUGC